AUUUCACGGGUAGCAAAAACCGGUCAAACUCCCCCAGCUCAUCGCACCCCAGAACAAGAAGUAAAAAGGAAACAAAAAAAGGGGGGCCCCCAGCUGCUGUUUUUAGUGUACUACGAAACGAAGCAAAGAGAAAAAGUUGUGGCCAGACAGUAAGCACUGGGUCGGAUCAAUCAAACCAUCCAACUCAAUCCCUCACUCAACCCACACCCACUCUAUCCCACCUCCGCCUUGCCUUGCGUGCCUGCUGCGGUGGAAUCCCCCAAAAGAGAAUUUCAAUGUCCUCCACCACCACCGGAUCAUGGACGGGCAUUCGAACUUCACACAACCGAGCGACACAUCCCACGCCAGCCACACCAUCCCCUCUUCCUCAUCGUCGCAACGGAGACGGCUCACCAAGAAGCCGCCUCCUUCCACAUCGGCGCGUCACCAUCAUAGCUCAUUGAGCAUCGACAGCCGUGUAGACGCCCAAUCGUUGGUCGGCAAACGCAGCUCGACCAGCCUACGCCGUGCUCCAAGCGCUCCCCCCGCCCGGACGCCCACGAGCACCCACGCGUCAAACAGCUCUUCGCCUAGAAACCCGUCGUCGAGCACUCGUCUCAACAAUCACUCGCCCAUUAUUCCCGCCGCCUCCGAGUUCGCCGCCUCCUCUUUGUCGCCGUCUGCGCGAGACCGCGACUCGGACCCCGCUCGCAACGAUCACGGUCACCAACUUCAAAAUAACAACAACUACUACUACUCUGCCUUCACCAACGCCCAUCAUCAUAAUCAAUACUCUGCAGCCUCACACAGACGUUCAAACAGCUACGGUCACCCCCACGGCCCGCAGUCUUCAAACUCCCUAACAUUCAACCACUCGGAGGAUUUUAUCGGUGCCCCAUUCGACGGCUCCGCCAUCCUCAAUCGCAUUGAGGCGACGAAAGCCUCGCCAACCUUGGGCUCUGGUGCCUUCCCUCACAUUAGUAACCCCAUUCCCGUCGGUGCUGCCGCUCCGGCUCAGUACUCGAGGGGCAGUCCGGCUCUUGAACAGUCAUUCACCUUUCCCUCCGCUGCCAUGAGCGAAAAGUCGCAGCAGGUUAGGGGGAUGGAGGCUCAGUUGCCUACCUCCAAGCGGUAUUCCGACGAAACCAAAGAGCCUAAGCCAGGCGUCUUACGAAAGAAGUCGGGCUUCUCCGGCUUCAUGAGCGGUCUGGUUGGCACACCAAAGAAGCCGCUCAUCUCUGCUCCCGAGAACCCGGUACAUGUCACCCACGUGGGAUAUGACAGUGCCACAGGGCAGUUUACAGGACUGCCCAAAGAAUGGCAGAGACUAAUCAGCGAAAGCGGUAUUACUGAGAAAGAGCGCAGAGAAAAUCCUGAGACGCUCGUCAAUGUUAUUAAGUUCUACAAGGAGACGACCGAGAAGCCUGCAGAGGACCAGGUCCUCGAAAAGUUUCACGAUGCCCGACCAGGGCUUCCAAGCGCACCUUCAGCUGGCUCGAUGAUUUCGCCAGGUCUGGCGCCCCAUCACUAUAACCCAAUGUCCCCUAUGAUCAGCCCACCAGCCAGCCCACGGUUCCCACAGGUCGGUCAUGAAGGCAAUUUCGAAAAUCCCAGGUCGCCACCGCCAGUACCGAAAAACAAAGAUGUUACCCUUAUGCCGAGCCGUCCGGCCCCGAGACCGCCUGUGAGCCUCCCGACACGUACGGCGCCUCAUGCUCCUUACGCAGCGAAGGAUUCCGGGAUCGACAUGCCCCCUCAGCACGAUGACCUCACACCGACAACAUACCAGCCUCCCAAGGAGUCACAGCCAAUACUGCCCGAGGAGCACCGGUCUAGGUCCAACUCACGAGUUAACGGGAAUACCGCUUACCCCGCAUCCCAACAAUCUCCCGCUGUACAGGCCGCGUAUCAGCAACAGCUUAUGCAGCAGCAGCAGGAGCAGGCCCUCGCCCAGGCACAGGCCUCCAUGUCAGGCUCGAUGAGUCGGGCUCCCAGCAAGAGGCAGCCACAGGCUCAGCAACCUACUCCCCCUCAAUCCCAACAUCAGUACUCGAGGCCUACCGAUGCAAACGGUGCGCAACAAACACAAAGACCACAACAACCACAAAUCGGUCCUGUUCCACAAUCACGCCCGCGGCACCGGUCGCGACAGAGCAACGGGCUCGACGUUGUAGCAGCGCUGAAGCGCAUAUGCUCUGAGGGAGAUCCGCGGGAAAUUUACCGCAGCUUCACCAAGAUUGGCCAGGGUGCGUCGGGCGGUGUCUACACCGGCCAUGAGAGGGGGAGCAACCGACUGGUAGCAAUCAAGCAGAUGAACUUGGAGCAGCAGCCCAAGAAGGACCUGAUCAUUAAUGAAAUUUUGGUCAUGAAGGACAGCUCACAUCCCAACAUCGUCAACUUCAUCGACAGCUAUCUGUGCGGCGGAGAACUCUGGGUCGUAAUGGAGUUUAUGGAAGGUGGUAGCUUGACAGAUGUCGUGACCUUUAACAUCAUGACUGAGGGACAAAUCGCCUCUGUCUGUCGAGAGACUCUUCUUGGCCUCCAACAUCUGCACUCCAAGGGCGUCAUCCACCGUGAUAUCAAGUCGGAUAACAUCUUGUUGUCGAUGGAGGGAAAUAUCAAGCUGACUGAUUUUGGUUUCUGCGCCACCAUUAACGAGGCUCAAAACAAGCGGACCACCAUGGUCGGCACUCCCUAUUGGAUGGCACCCGAAGUGGUCACGCGUAAGGAGUAUGGGCGCAAGGUCGACAUCUGGUCACUAGGUAUUAUGGCUAUUGAGAUGAUUGAGGGCGAGCCACCAUACCUCACAGAGUCGCCGCUUCGAGCUCUGUGGCUGAUUGCCACGAACGGCACACCCCAAAUCAAGGACGAGGGCAACAUGUCCCCCGUUUUCAGAGAUUUCCUAUACUUUGCACUGAAGGUGGACCCAGACAAGCGCGCCAGUGCUCAUGAUCUUCUGAGGCAUGAGUUUAUGAACCUGUGUGUCGAUCUGUCACACCUGUCACCAUUAGUAAGGGCGGCAAGAGAGGCAAGAGCUCAAGAAAAGGCUCGGAAGGGCCAAUAAAAAAUAUUUAAAAGACUAGGGGAAAGGAGCAAUUUAUAUUUUCUCGACGACAGCACUAGGACAGUCAAUGCGCCGUUUCUUGUCUAUACCAUCAUCGUACGCCAAUCCCAUUGAGAUUUUUGUUUCUUGCCGCUUCGCUAUUUAUUGCCACCAAAUUCGAAACUUUGAGGGCUUGCUGGUUUGGCGUCUUGAUGUAUUUUCUACUAUGAUGCCAGGAUUUUCUUUUCCUCCCUCCGGAGCGGUGUCACUGAUUUCUGGCGUGCAUACUCACCUCAAGAGGAGACGAGAUAGUGGCAAAUACUGCAGUGUGGACUUUUUUUUGGUUUACUUGUGUUCGCGUAUACUCUUUUUGCUUGUGUUUUUUUCUAAAAAGAAAUCAUGUCCUAGUCCCGAUGAUCGUCCGAUUGAUGUCCUUGAAUUGCAAGGGACGAAAAAGAUGGGAGGAUCCUUUUUUUUUUUUCUUUUUUUUUUUUUCUUCGAGCCGUGCGACAUACUGGGUCUUUUUCUUGUUUGAUUUUGUUGUGAAAUCGCCUCGGUUCAGGCCAGAUAUAUACCACAUUCAAACUCCAAGCUAUAUACUAAAGAUUUCGCCAGGAAUCUUUAUCACUGAAACUCGGUUACUUCAUCCUCUUACCACUGGAAUAUGCAUAUCGCCCCAGUAGUCACU
Messenger RNA from Pyricularia oryzae 70-15, 3710 nucleotides. RefSeq names its product STE/STE20/PAKA protein kinase. The coding region runs from base 299 to 3043 and encodes 914 amino acids. The transcript has 4 exons. Gene Ontology annotation, biological process: protein phosphorylation; regulation of MAPK cascade; intracellular signal transduction. The record is from RefSeq and is a predicted model, not a curated record. Gene Ontology annotation, molecular function: protein serine/threonine kinase activity; ATP binding. NCBI's taxonomy places the organism in Eukaryota, Fungi, Ascomycota, Sordariomycetes, Magnaporthales, Pyriculariaceae. Gene Ontology annotation, cellular component: cytoplasm.